CUGGGUCCCUACGCUGCUGCUGCCGACAGCCAGCCAGGAGUGGAGUGUGUCCUCUUCAACGAGGAGUACAUGAACUGCACGUGGGGGAACAAAGAGAUGCCCACAGUCAACUACUCCCUCUUCUACUGGUACAAGAACACGUCUGACAAGGCAGUGGAGUGCAAGCAGUACCUGCAGCACCAGGGUGUCAGGGUCGGCUGCUACUUCAAGAAGAACGAGCUCAUCCAGUUCCAGCCUUUCCAUGUUCUCAUCAAUGCCAGCGUUGGAGGCAAGACCCUGGAGAUCUCCAGAAAGCACAUGCAGCUGCAGGACCUGGUGAAACCAGAGGCGCCUGUCAACCUGACCCUCCGCAACAUGAGCAACAACCAGCUGCAGCUCACCUGGGCCUCCCCCUACCCCAGGAACGGGUGCCUGAAGCACACUGUCAAGUACAAGAGCAACAAGGACACCAGCUGGACGGAGCUCUCGGUGAAUGGAGGUGUCUUCUCCUUACCCAGCGUGGACUAUGAGAAGUCCUACACCUUCUAUGUGCGCAGCAAGAUCAACAGUUUCUGUGGCACAACCCAGCUCUGGAGCGAGUGGAGCGUUCCUGUCACCUGGGGCAGCAACUCCACCAGCAAGGGCACGGUGGAGGAUCUGUACUGGGUUGGGAUCCGCACGAUCCUGGUCCCCAUUGCCUCCUGCCUGCUGCUGCUGGUGCUUGUCAUCCUGCUGGUGCGCAUGGAGAGGGUUUGGGUCAUCCUGAUGCCCCGAAUUCCCAACCCCAGCAAGAAUUUUGAUGAGCUGUUCAUCACCCACAACGGCAAUUUCCAGGAAUGGACUGGAGUCCCUAAAGAUGUUGUGGAGAGCUUCAAGCCCAACUACAGCGAGAACAUCUGCUAUGUGACUGAGCUGCCACCCAAGGACAGCCACGAGCCCCUCUGGGACAGCAGCAACCAUGCACCACCUCCAAUGCCUGGGCCCCCAGCAGCCCCCAGCGAGCACAGCCCCUACCAGAACAGCUAUGGGAGGCUGUGACAUGCUCCUGCACCCCUGUGUGCCCCAUUCUCCACAGCUUUGCUGCCAAACCUUACUGCUCCUCAGGCCUGCUCCCUGCUCCUGCCAUUUCUCUGCCAAAUGCCCUGGACCCCCAGUCUUGCUUCCUGCCAAGUGCCCUCCCUGCUCCCAGGUGCCCACAAGCACACCCAGGGAUGUGUCCUGGUGAGGGCAGCUGCAGCUAAGCAGGCAGGGGCCACUAGCCAAGUGAUGGGGACACACAGGAUGAGGAGUCCCAGGGGGGGCAAGUGUGGAAAAAUAAGGAAAGAUAGACAAGAAAUAUUGUAAACAUGCUCAAGUGCCUUGCAGCUGAUGUAGGGAAAACACAUAUACCAUACUCAUGUUGUUUAGCUUUGUGUAUUCAGUAAGUAGAACUUGUGUUUAGAUAACACAGGCCUGUGAUAGACUUAGUGGCACCUUAUUUAACAUGCUUGAGAUUCCUGGCCUGCUGUGGGAAAGAUCAGAUCACAGUGGUAAACCACAACUGCACAAAUCCUUGAUAAACAGUCAAAAACAGCAGGUUCAGUGAUCCUCUAGGGUGGCCCAAGAUCCACAGUGCCUGCAUCCCUGCUUAUGUGCCUGGGUGCUGCCUGGGGGGGUCCUGCAGUUGGUGAGGUAAUGAAAAUAAAAUUCCUCUUUGCCUUUCAUCCGUGGUUUUGUGGUUGUUCCUGUGUCCUGCCUGUGCUGGCUCAGCCGGCCAGCCCCUGUGUCAUCCUGGCAGUUCCCCAGGCCUCGCUGCUCCUUCCCCUGUGUCCCCAGUUCUGGUGACACUAAAGCUCUGCCCACCAGGGGAUUGCCCAGGCUCGUCCUGCAGGGUCUGGGGAAAGCACCACUGGAGCCCCAGCUCUGAGCACCUCUGACCUCUCACACACAGUGAGGCAGGGGCCAGUCCUGCUGUCCCAGGCUCACAGUGGCAGCGUGUUCAUCAGCCAACAUCGAGCACAUGGAUGGGUCCCCUCCUGGCUGCCUCACAGGGCUCCCUGCACACUCGGGGAUGUGCUGUGACCUCACUGGGCAAUGGGCUCUGCUUUGGGCUCUCCAACCACUUCUGGGGCCACCUGCAGCCCUCAGCCACUGCCGCUGUCCCUGCAGAUGAGCAGACCUUUCUGGCCAACACUGACUGCAGUCCCCUGCAGCUGCUCUUACAGAAUCCCAGAAUCAAUUAUGUUGGAGAAGACGCUGGAGAUCAUUGAGUCCAACCUCUGUAUGAACUCUACCAUGUCAACCAUACCAUGGCACUAAGUGCCACCUCCAGACACAGAGACUCCCCCACCUACCUGAGCAGUCUAAUCCAAUGUCUGAUCACUCUUUCUGGGAAGAAAUUCCUCCUGAUGUCCAACCUCAGCCUUCCCUGGCAGAGGCACGUAAGAGCACACACUCCCAUCCUAUCACUGCUUGCUUGAGAGAAGAGUGGGACCCUUAGCUGGGCCCUUGGACAGCCAGGCCCUGGCACAGCCAGGCCCUGGUACAGCCAGACCUUAGCACAGCUGGACCAUGGCACAGCCGGACCCUGGUAGAGCCAGACCUUAGCACAGCUGGACCAUGGCACAGCUGGGCCCUGACACAGCCGGGCCCUGACACAGCCUGACCAUCAGACAGCCAGGCCCUGACACAGCAGGGCCCCAGUACAGCCAGGCCUGCGGACAGCCGGACCCUCAGACAGCUGGACCCGGGCAUAGCUGGGCCCUCGGACAGCUGGACCCUGGUGCAGCUGGGCCCUGACACAGCCAGGCCGUGAUGCAGCCAGACCCUGGCACAGCCAGAUCCUGGCACACCUGAGCCCCCAGACAGCCGGACCCUGGCACAGCCAGACCCUUGGACAGCCGGGCCCUGGCACAGCCGGGCUCUGUCACGGCCGGGCCCGGGAUG
Zonotrichia albicollis (white-throated sparrow) is the source of this 2904-nucleotide messenger RNA. RefSeq names its product interleukin 2 receptor subunit gamma (gene IL2RG). Gene Ontology annotation, biological process: cytokine-mediated signaling pathway. Lineage: Eukaryota; Metazoa; Chordata; Aves; Passeriformes; Passerellidae. The record is from RefSeq and is a predicted model, not a curated record. Gene Ontology annotation, molecular function: cytokine receptor activity; protein binding. Gene Ontology annotation, cellular component: external side of plasma membrane; membrane.